CUCACAAUUACAUCAUCAGGGGUGUAUAAAAUCUGACCAGGUGGUGAGUGAAAUAAAGCAGUGUCUGGUGUACUGAGAAAGGUAGAUCUGAUCAUACCAUGGCUUCUAAUGGAAAAGACACAACUAUGGCAUCCCCAGAGCAUGGGGAGGAAGAGCAACAGAAUGUCUUGCGGAGGGUGGCCAGUCUACCUUUAGUCAACUCUGCCUAUGAUCUGGCUGCCACUGCCUAUGCUUCUACCAAGGAGAGCCAUCCCUAUGUGAGGUCCAUCUGUGACAUGGCAGAGAAGGGAGUGACCUCCAUAACCAAUGCUGCAGUUAGCAGUGCACAGCCAGUUGUAACUAAACUUGAACCUGAGGCUGAACUUGCUGAAUCUGUGGAAGGGGCUGAAGUGGCUUCAGCACAGCCACAAGAGCAUCGGAGUUACUUUGUGCGUUUAGGUUCCCUGUCAACCAAACUUCGCCAACGUGCCUACCACUAUUCCCUAAACAAGAUGAGACAUACCAGUCAAAGCAUCAGAGAGGCUCUUUCCCAGCUUCAUCAAACCAUGGGACUGAUUGAAUACCUUAAGCAAGGUGUCUCUCUCCAAGAAGUCCAGGAGAAGUUCCAUCACAUAUGGCUGAGCUGGAAUAAGGAGCAGCCAAAAAGCAGUGAAAUGAAGGAUUUGGCAAAACCAGAGAUGGAGUCUCAGACUCCGGCUAUGUCCCGCAGCAUUAUCCAGCAGCUGCAGGAUGCCUGCCAGCUGCUAGUAUCCAAAAUUCAAGGUCUCCCCACCAACUUUCAGGAGAAGGUGAAACAAGUGUAUCGCAACAUUGAAGAGCUUCAUGCAUCCUUCUCCACUGCCCAUUCCUUCCAGGAUCUCUCCAGCAGCCUCCUAACCCAGAGCCAGGAGAUGGUGACCAAGGCCCAGGAACAUGUAGAUGAGCUGAUGGCAUAUGUGAUGGAGAAUACUCCUCUGUCUUGGGUUGUGGGACCAUUCAUCCCAUCUGGAAAGUUGUCUGCAGACUCGCUUGAACCACAAAACCAAGAAAAUGAGGCUGAGGAAGCCUCCAAGUCUAAGGAGGACCUGUGACCUGGAGGACCUGAAACUCCAACUUCUAAGGAAGAAGGCAAAUUCAUUUAGUCUUCCUUCUGACUUCGUCUGUACUGUCAUACUUCAGGAAAGACACCAGUGGCAUAGUACUAGUAUGCACUGUGCCUAAAUCUCUACCAAUUUCUGGAGGUGUUGUGUGACUGCUAUAAUGUAGAUCACUUCUCAGCUCAGAUACUACUUGUUUGUGCUAUCACUGUCUUCAUUCAAAUGCAAUGACAUUUUAUUUUGAAGGUCUAAUCUGCUGGUGAUUUCCUGUUCUAUAGUAGACAUAUGCACCUGCAAUUAGUUAUGCUAUAUGUAGCCUUGUUUGCCAUAGCAGCAACCACUGGCAUUAGUGUGUAGACACUUAAGCCUGGGCAGCUUACCCCAUAUACCAUAGAACCAAAUCUAGAACUUAGAAAUUAAGGCUCUAGAUCAACUACUCACCUGUAAACAUGCUUUAGUUUCUAGUUAAACUUAGAACAGAGACAUUCCUUUUCUACCACAGCCAUGAGAACAAUUGCACUUAGCUUUUCAGAAGUUGCUCCCCAAAAUCCCAACAGUGCAGUUGGUUUAAAAUUCCUACCACUGUCUAGUCAACCUGGGCUAGACACUACCUGGGUUGCUCAGUCCUGGCCCCUGCCCCAGGAGAGAACAGGCCUGGGAUUCCUUUGUCCAUCUCAAAAUAGGGCUGUCCCUAGAGGGGCUCUAGGGCAUAAAUGUCAAUCUAUAAAAUAUUGGUUAUUCUGGUGGGUGGACGUAUUAUUUCAACCACCUAGAAAAUCACUGAGUCGGUAUCAAGGCUGCAUAUUUCCACACUUCACAGCUGGAAAUGUGAAAGGUUGUAGAUGCAAUCUUCACCCUUAGGAAAGCAGGCCCUUUAA
Molecule: messenger RNA, 1954 nt
Organism: Mauremys reevesii (Reeves's turtle)
Lineage: Eukaryota; Metazoa; Chordata; Testudines; Geoemydidae
Product: perilipin-3-like
Exons: 6
Coding region: 99-1070 (323 amino acids)
Biological process (GO): positive regulation of triglyceride storage; lipid storage
Cellular component (GO): cytosol; lipid droplet
Source: RefSeq, a predicted model, not a curated record